CCACCAGGCUAGGGCACCUUCACACGCAGCCCUACAGCUUCACUCACACUUACUCACACCCACAGGUACAGACACCAGCCCCAACCCACUGAGGCUCUAGCACCGACCUGCAUCAAGACACUCGGCCCCUCACUUACACCCAUUUCCCAGUCUUUCUUUGCUGGCCAAGGCACCCCAUCCAGCUGCUCCCACCAUGGCAGACACCUGUUUUUCCGGGCCUUGUGUUCCCACGGCCUCGGCCGUCUCGGUCUGCUCCAGUGACGUGAGCUGCGGCAGCAACAGAAUCUGCUUGCCCAGUUCUUGCACCGGCUCUUCCUGGCAUUUGGACGACUGCCCAGAGAGCUGUUGUGAACCUAGCUGCUGCGGCCCCAGCUGCUGCGCCCCCCCUUCCUGCCCAGCCCUGUGCUGCACACCGGCCUCCUGCCUGACCCUUGUGUGCCGGCCGGUCUGCUGCGUGCCCCCUACCUGCCAGGCGGCGUGUGAACCCGGCCCCUGUCAGGCUGUCUGCACCUCCUGCUGCUCGCCGUCCUGCUGCCAGCAGUCUUCCUGCCAGCCCACUGGCUGUACAGACACCAGCCCCAGCCUGCCGGUCUGCUGCGUACCCCCCGGGCCGGCGUGUGGCCCAGCCCCUGCCAGGCUUCUGCACCUCCUGCGCUGCCCUUUCCUGCUGCCGGUUUGCUGCCAGCCCACUGGCUGCGGGUCUUCCCUGUGGCCAGCAGUCCUGCUGCCCAGACCCCCCUGCACUGCCUCUCCCUGCACGGUGCAGUCCUGCUGCUGCGUCCCCAUGUGCUGCAAGCCCAGCUGCUGCAUCGCCCUGCCCGUGUGCUGCAAGCCCAGCUGCUGUGGGACCACAGCCUGUUGGCCUCCACCUCCUGCUGCUCCAGCCAGCUGCUGCCGCCCGGCCCUCCUGCCGUGUCCCUCCGUCUGCCGGCCCGUGUGCAGCCAGCCUCCCUGUUGUUGUUUGCCCCUCCCCCCCCACGUCCUCCUCCCUGCCACCCCUCCUGUCCAGCCCCCCACCUGCUGCCCCCCCUCCCUGCUGGGAAAGCUGGAGCCUCAUGCUGGCACAAGGCAGCUUGAGGAGCCCACGAGGCCCCAAGAAAAAGUGCGCAGCCUGACUGGCACCUUCCCUUGCUUGGAAUGGCCGCUUCUGCUCUUUGGGCUCGACCUUGAAGUGGCACCUGCUGAUCCAAGUCUGCCUGGCAUGAGCUCCCUCUCCAUCACAUCCCCCAUGCCCGACGGAUCCCAUGAGGACAUCUUGGAAGAGGGCCUGAAAAUCGGGACUGUUGGCAUGGCGGUGGCCGCCAGGAUUCAGGGCACAGACACCAGCCCCAACCCGUCUUUGCUGCCCAAGGCACCCCAUCCAGCUGCUCCCACCAUGGCAGACACCUGUUUUUCUGGGCCUUGUGUUCCCACGGCCUCGGCCGUCUCGGUCUGUUCCAGUGACGUGAGCCGCAGCAGCAACAGAGUCUGCUUGCCCAGUUCUUGCACCGGCUCUUCUUGGCAGCUGGACGACUGCCCAGAGAGCUGUUGUGAACCCAGCUGCUGCGGCCCCAGCUGCUGCGCCCCCCCUUGCUGCCCAGCCCCGUGCUGCACGCCGGCCUCCUGCCUGACCCUCGUGUGCCGGCCGGUCUGCUGCGUGCCUGCCACCUGCCAGGCGUCGUGUGAACCCAGCCCCUGCCGGGCUGUCUGCACCUCCUGCUGCUCGCCCUCCUGCUGCCAGCAGUCUUGCUGCCCAGCCCCUUGCUGCACUGCCUCUCCCUGCACGGUGCAGUCUUGCUGCUGUGUCCCCAUGUGCUGCAAGCCCAGCUGCUGCAUCGCCCUGCCCAUGUGCUGCAAGCCCAGGUGCUGUGUGACCACAGCCUGUUGCCCCACCUCAUGCUCCUGCCAGCCCAGCUGCUGCCACCCGGCCUCCUGCUGUGUGCCUGUCUCCUGCAAAUCCAUUUGCUGUACUUCCUGCUCAUCCUCCUCAUCUUCCUCUUCUUCCUCAUCUUCUUCCUCCUCUUCUUCCUCCUCUUGCUGCCUCUGCAGUCCACCCUCCUGCUGUCCAGCUUCCUGCUGCUGCCAGCCCAGCUGCUGCCGCCCAGCCUUCUGCGUGUCCCUCGUCUGCCAGCCCGUGUGCAGCCCGGCCUCCUGCUGUGUGCCUGUCUCCUGCAAACCCUCUUGCUGCGCCCCCACGUCCUCCUGCUCUUGCUGCUGCGCACCCUCCUGCUGUCCAGCCCCCACCUGCUGCCGCCCCGCCUCCUGCGUGUCCCUCGUCUGCCGGCCCACCUGCUGCAAGCCCGCCUGCUGCGCUCCCGGCUGCGGCCAGAAAUCUUGCUGCUGACCACAGGCUGCUGCUCUCUGUCCCCCUGGCUGACGCCCUGUCUCUCGGGCUUGACUUCAAUGGGCCUCCUGGAUCCAUCUUCAAUCAUCAGUCUCUCAACUGACCAGCUAUCCCAGCCCUUUCUUGUGAAGAUGACAAGGUCCCAUGCUCACCUCAGCUAUUUGAGCCCAUGGCUGCCCCCAGCCUCAGUACCUGCUUUGGUGUGAACCCAGCCCCCUGGUGCAGCUUCUGUCAGGCUCUCUCUCAGCUCAUGCCUGUAACCAGGCCCACUGCUUGCAGCCCCUGGCAGGUUCUCUCUAUGGUCAAUAUUUGCAGGGAUGGCCCUGACCAUUCCCACCUGGUAAUAAACGCCAU
Messenger RNA from Sarcophilus harrisii (Tasmanian devil), 2677 nucleotides. Its product is annotated as keratin-associated protein 10-4-like. The record is from RefSeq and is a predicted model, not a curated record. Lineage: Eukaryota; Metazoa; Chordata; Mammalia; Dasyuromorphia; Dasyuridae. Gene Ontology annotation, cellular component: keratin filament. Gene Ontology annotation, molecular function: structural molecule activity.